ACUACGCAAGUCCUUUUCCGGCCUCCGUAGCCUCGCCGUGAGUGUGGGCUUUAUCUGCGCUCUGAAAAUCUGGAUAAAUAUGAGCGUCCCGGCUUUUAUCGACAUUACCGAGGAGGAUCAGGCUUCAGAGCUCCGGGCCUACAUCAAAUCCAAAGGAGCUGAGAUCUCGGAGGAGAACUCUGAAGGAGGCCUCCAUGUUGACCUGGCUCAGAUUAUCGAGGCUUGCGAUGUCUGCCUAAAAGACGAUGACAAGGAUGUGGAGAGUGUGAUGAACAGCAUCGUUUCUCUGCUGCUGAUUCUGGAAACGGAGAAGCAGGAGGCGCUGAUAGAGAGCCUGUGUGAGAAGCUGGUGAAGUUCCGGGAAGGCGAGCGGCCCUCUCUCAGGAUGCAGCUCCUGAGCAACCUGUUCCACGGUAUGGAUGAGAACACACCGGUGAGGUACACUGUGUACUGCAGUCUGAUCAAGGUGGCAGCUGCCUGCAACGCCAUCUCCUUCAUCCCCACUGAUCUGGACCAGGUACGUAAGUGGAUCGUUGACUGGAACCUGACCACAGAGAAGAAACACACUCUGCUGAGGCUGGUGUAUGAGGCGCUGGUCGACUGCAAGAAGAGUGAGGCUGCAGCUAAAGUGAUGGUAGAGCUGUUGGGCAGUUACACAGAAGAUAAUGCUUCCCAAGCCAGGGUAGAUGCCCACAGAUGCAUCGUCCGUGCCUUGAAAGAUCCGAACACGUAUUUGUUUGACCAUCUCCUGGCUCUGAAACCUGUGCGCUUUCUUGAGGGAGAGCUAAUCCAUGAUCUCCUGACCAUCUUUGUGAGUGCAAAGCUCGCAGCAUACGUGAAGUUCUACCAGAGCAACAAAGACUUCAUUGAUUCUCUCGGGUUGUCCCAUGAGCAGAACAUGGCGAAGAUGAGGCUGUUGACCUUCAUGGGCAUGGCCGUGGAGAUGAAGGAGAUCUGUUUCGACACAAUGCAGCAGGAGCUGCAGAUCGGUGCUGAUGAUGUGGAAGCCUUCGUCAUUGACGCUGUGCGGACAAAGAUGGUGUAUUGCAAAAUAGACCAGACACAGCGAAAAGUUGUCGUGAGCCACAGCACCCAUCGCACAUUUGGUAAGCAACAGUGGCAGCAGCUGUAUGACACCCUCAGCUCCUGGAAGCAACAUCUGGCCACCGUCAAGACCAGCCUGCAGACCCUCUCUCCAAACGCCUAGCUCAACCCACCUGUUGCAAUUACAUCCAUUUCAGUUUUUAUAUAUAUCUAAAUAUGCACAGUCAAUAAAAGACAAGUGAAGACCAUA
Colossoma macropomum (tambaqui) is the source of this 1294-nucleotide messenger RNA. It is a transcript of the gene eif3m, whose product is annotated as eukaryotic translation initiation factor 3, subunit M. The transcript is spliced from 11 exons. Gene Ontology annotation, molecular function: translation initiation factor activity. Bases 80 to 1207 code for a protein of 375 amino acids. Lineage: Eukaryota; Metazoa; Chordata; Actinopteri; Characiformes; Serrasalmidae. Gene Ontology annotation, cellular component: cytoplasm; eukaryotic translation initiation factor 3 complex. Gene Ontology annotation, biological process: cytoplasmic translational initiation. The record is from RefSeq and is a predicted model, not a curated record.